Messenger RNA from Toxoplasma gondii ME49, 1062 nucleotides. RefSeq names its product flagellar/basal body protein, PACRG family protein. The transcript has 7 exons. The record is from RefSeq and is a predicted model, not a curated record. NCBI's taxonomy places the organism in Eukaryota, Apicomplexa, Conoidasida, Eucoccidiorida, Sarcocystidae. Gene Ontology annotation, molecular function: Hsp90 protein binding; Hsp70 protein binding. The coding region runs from base 1 to 969 and encodes 322 amino acids.
AUGCAGGCAACUCAGCGACUGGCACCGGGGGCGGAGCUUGCCCUAGCAGAUUUUCAGAAGAAGAUUGUCGACCCCGAGUACAACAGCAAAGAAAAGGCUCUUGGACUCUGGCCGGUGAAUCCCGAGUCACCGUUUGGCAACUUCCCAAAGGAGAAAGGAUAUCCCAGUUCAUUCAAUAAGAAUCAAGUGGAGGCUGCCCUUAGUCAUGCAAUUACCACGCCUCUUGUUCGAUUCAGUUCUCGUGAAAAAACAUUUCUUAGGAAAGGCGCCGGUGCCACACAUGUUCAUUCAGGUUCCGGUGGACACACUGAUGCCACUGCGGUCAGACGAUGGAUGCGGCAGGUUAAGCAUGCCCCUCUGCCUCCUCGUGCCAAGGCUUACUGUCGUAGGCCAAUUCAACCUUCCCAGUUUCGCCGUUUCUACCAUCGAGGAGACCUGCCCGUUGCUGUCGAACACGGUGCAUCUGGCAACCGAGUCCUGUGGAAGACAGGUUUUGCCUUGCUCGACUACCAGUAUUUCUUGCCAUUAUUUUUUGACGGAAUCCGAGAAAAAGAAGAUCCGUACAGAUUCCUUGCCGUUCAGGGGGUGUAUGACCUUAUCCACGGCGCCCCCGAGAAGAUACUGCCUGCCAUUCCCCAGUUAGUGAUACCUAUCAAGAAAGCUCUUGAUACACGGGAUAGAGAAGUAAUCGCAACAACUCUGAAAAUUCUUCAAGCUCUCGUACUCUCUGGUGAAGACAUUGGAAAAGCACUUCUGCCGUACUACAGGCAAAUUCUGCCGUGUUUCAACUUGUUCAUCAACAACCACAGAAACAUCGGCGAUAAGAUCUGCUACGGACAGAAGCGAGGGUGCGACCUCGGUGACUUGAUUGAAGAAACGUUGCAUAUCUUCGAACUCCAUGGAGGGCCCGAUGCUUUCAUCAACAUUAAGUACAUGAUUCCAACCUAUGAGAGCUGCGUUACCAAUUGAGAAUGCACCCUAGUUGCACACUGUGGUACACAUGUCUGCUCAACCUCCGGCAAGACAUGAGCAAAACAACUAGGCUGAAAGAUUUCCGUAUCC